GACUUCGCUCAGUUUCAAACGGCCGCGGUGGGCGCGGCAGUCGCGGGCCGGGCGCGAGGCGAGUGGGGCUGUGUUGGUGCUUUGCUUGUGCGCGGUGAGGUUUGGCUAAGCGUGGAGCCAUGGCGCACCACGAUGAGGCCGGGAUCGGGGACUUUGUCCUCCUGGAUCAAAUCAACAUCGACAGCUUCAUGGAGAACCUGCAGGUUCGAUUCAACGCAGGCAAGAUUUACACAUAUAUCGGAGAAGUAUGUGUGUCGGUAAACCCGUACCGGACCAUCAACAUCUACGGCCCGGAUGUCGUCAACCAAUACAAAGGCCGGGAGAUUUUCGAGCGUCCGCCGCACGUGUUCGCUAUCGCCGACGCCGCCUACAAGGCGAUGAAGCGCCGCGGCCAGGACACGUGUAUCGUCAUCAGUGGUGAGAGCGGUAGUGGUAAGACCGAGGCGUCCAAGAUCAUCAUGCGGUACAUCGCGGCGGUUACCAACGUCAGUCAGCAGGCAGAGAUCGACCGGGUAAAGAGCGUCCUCAUCCAGUCCAACUCGAUUCUGGAGGCGUUCGGUAACGCGAAGACGAACAGGAACGACAACUCAUCUCGCUUCGGCAAGUACAUGGACAUCAACUUCGACUUCAAGCACGACCCGGUGGGAGGCCACAUCUCCAACUACCUGCUGGAGAAGUCGCGAGUCGUGCUCCAGCAGCCUGGCGAGAGGAAUUUCCACGCCUUCUACCAGCUGCUGUACGGUGCACCGGACGCGGAGCUGGCCAAGCUCCGUCUGGUGCGGGACGCCGGCCAGUACUACUACACCAGCCAAGGUGGUAACACGCGAGUCGACUCCAUCAGUGACCGGCAGGACUACAAGUCGGUCAGCGCAGCCCUCCGACUGCUCGGCUUCAGCUCGGAGAAAACCGACUGCAUCUGGCGGACAAUCGCCGCCGUCCUCAACUUGGGCAACGUCGAGUUCGACGAUAACGGCGAGACGACGACGGUGUCGACCCCUGAGCGUCUGGAGGCGGUGGGCGCGCUGCUGUCUGUUACCCCGGCCGAGCUCGGAAAGACCCUCUGCCACCGGGUGAUUGCUGCCGGCGGAGAGGUCAUGGAGAAAGGUCACACCGGGGUGCAGGCCUCCUACGGCCGAGACGCGUUCGCCAAGGCCAUCUACGAGCGUCUCUUCACGUGGAUCAUCCAGGAGGUGAACUCUGCCAUCGAGGUGAGGGAGGAGAGCCAGCGGUACCGCACCAAAAACACCGUCAUCGGCGUCCUUGACAUCUACGGCUUCGAGAUCUUUAACAACAACAGCUUCGAGCAGUUCUGCAUCAACUACUGCAACGAGAAGCUGCAGCAGCUCUUCAUCGAGCUGGUGUUGCGGCAGGAACAGGAGGAGUACAGCAGAGAGGGCAUCGAGUGGACCAACGUCGACUACUUCAACAACCAGAUCAUCUGUGACCUGGUGGAGCAGCCGCACAAGGGCAUCAUCGCCAUCAUGGACGAGGCGUGUCUGAACGUGGGCCGCAUCACGGACGAGAUGCUGCUGGAAGCGAUGGACAAGAAGCUGGCCAACCACCGUCACUACAGCAGCCGCCGGCUCAACCCCAUGGACAAGGAGCUCCGGCACGGAGAGGAGUUCCGCAUCAGGCAUUACGCCGGAGACGUGAGCUACAACAUCACCGGCUUCCUGGACAAGAACAAGGACAUGUUGUACCAGGACUUCAAACGGCUGCUGUACUCGUCACAAAACGAAACGCUCAAGUCCAUGUGGCCAGAGGGUGCCCAGCAUAUCAGCAAGACGACCAAGCGACCUCUGACGGCCGGCACCCUGUUCAAAAACUCAAUGAUCGCGCUCAUCAACAACCUGGCGAGCAAGCAGCCGCACUACGUGCGCUGUAUCAAACCCAACGAGGAAAAGUCGCCGGUUCUGUUCGACCGGGAGCGCGUUAGGCACCAGGUCAACUACCUGGGUCUCAUCGAGAACGUGCGCGUGCGCCGCGCCGGCUUUGCCUACCGACAGAGCUACGACCGGUUCCUGCGGAGAUACAAGAUGAUCUCGCAGUUCACGUGGCCCAACUUCCACGGCGAGUCGGACAAGGAGGGCGUCAAGAUUCUCAUCAAGGAGCAGAACUUUGUUGACGACGUCAAGUACGGCAAGACCAAGAUCUUCCUGCGCUCCCCGCAGACGCUCUUCAAGCUGGAACAGGCGCGAGGCCGGCUCAUCCCGCACAUAGUGAUCUUCCUGCAGAAGAUGUGGCGUGGCGCGCUGUGCAGGAUGCGCUACAGGAAGAUGCUGGCGGCUCGUACCAUCCUGCACGCGUUCAGGCGGUACAAGCUGAGACACUACAUCAAACAGCUCAACACGCUCUUCAGGAACGUGCAGCGCUCGCCGGACUUUGGUCGCUCGGUGCGCUGGCCGCCGGCUCCCCUGGUGUGCCGCGGUGCCGUCGGCCACCUGCAGGCCAUCCACCUGCGCUGGUGGGCCUUCAUGGUACUCAGCCGGAUCCCGGCCGACGAGCGGCCACAGAUGAGGCUCAAGGUGACGGCAGCGGACGCGCUGCAGGGUCGCCGGCCCGAGUGGGGCGCCGGCCGCCGCUGGCAGGGCAACUACCUGGCCUCUGUGCAGGAGAACUCCAACACGGCCGGCUACGUGCAGAGCCUCUCUCAGCUGAGGACCAAGGACAGGUUCCAGAAGAUCAUGUUCUCGGCUCUGGUGCGCAAGUUCAACCGCAACAACAAGAUGGCGGAGCGAGCCGUCGUGGUCACCGACACAAACAUCUACAAGCUGGACGCCAAAAAGUUCAAGUGCCUGACCUCGCACCCGAUCGCCGAUGUGACAGGCGUGUCGGUGUCCCCGCGCUCUGACCAGCUGGCCGUCAUCCACCUGCGCGGCGGUAACGACUUGGUGGUGGCCCUGGUGGCCGCCAAAGCCGAGGACAGAGUCGGCGAGCUGGUCGGCGUCGUGUGCCGACAGUACAGCGCCUCCCAGGGCGGCGAGCUGAGGGUGCUGGUUGCAGACCGCAUCCAAUGCAUGCUCGGCAACAAGGCCAAGACUCUGACUGUGGAGAUCGCACCCGACGCCCAGUUCGCCUCCUACCGCAAAGGUGCUACCAAGGACGCCAUCGCGCUGGUGUGGCCCCCGCACCUCGGUCCGCCGCCGGCCUCCAUCGCUAACGGCGUGAAGAACGGCAACGGGCGAGUCCACUGAGCCGCGGGGGAGGUCACAUGGACGAGUCCAUUCGGAACUCUGAGGUCACAGCAGUGAGUGGACCGCGAGGGAACAUAACAAGGGGUCCAUUGAUUGGUUUGGGAGGGAGGGCGGUUGAUAUCGUGCGUGUGGUGCAGCGUUGGAGAGCGACGGGCGCUUCUGAGAAACUGUGUGCCAGACGAGAGUCGCUGGUGUGUUGGACACCGAUCAAGUCGCUAGAUGAACUUAUACAACAUGCUAACUACGUGCAAGUGGCGAGAGAAGUCCUUUUUUGCCGUGCUGGUUUUAUGUGCUCCGGAGUCCCCAGUGUGGUGGUGCUUGUAGGCGCCUCGCGCUGGCUUGUCCCGAGCGCCUUCCUCGUUGGGAGCUCGGUCUGCUGCGUCAACUGGUUUUAUGUGAUAGUCGCCUGACGCGCGUGAUAAUCCGUUCCGUGGCGUGCGAUAGGCAAUGAAUGCACGCGCUUUUAGGUAGGUUUAUAGGAUCUAUUUUUGAGACGUGUGUGAAUUCACGCCGGCCAGAUGUUAAUUAUUGAAUGAAUGUAAUUUCCAGCUUUUGCUGGUGACCAGGAAAUUGACUGUUGACUGAUUGUUGACUGUGUUGUGUCUGUGUGACUUGAUUGUGAAAUGCUACUGAUUCGCCUAUCAAGACUGUGCCUCAUAAAUGAUCGUUGAGCGCGA
This is a messenger RNA of Amphibalanus amphitrite, 3871 nucleotides long. Its product is annotated as unconventional myosin ID-like. Gene Ontology annotation, cellular component: myosin complex; actin cytoskeleton; plasma membrane. The coding region runs from base 120 to 3194 and encodes 1024 amino acids. The record is from RefSeq and is a predicted model, not a curated record. Gene Ontology annotation, molecular function: microfilament motor activity; ATP binding; actin filament binding. Lineage: Eukaryota; Metazoa; Arthropoda; Thecostraca; Balanomorpha; Balanidae. The transcript has 18 exons. Gene Ontology annotation, biological process: vesicle transport along actin filament; actin filament organization.